Molecule: messenger RNA, 1887 nt
Organism: Volvox carteri f. nagariensis
Lineage: Eukaryota; Viridiplantae; Chlorophyta; Chlorophyceae; Chlamydomonadales; Volvocaceae
Exons: 13
Coding region: 1-1887 (628 amino acids)
Cellular component (GO): cytoplasm
Source: RefSeq, a predicted model, not a curated record
AUGGCUUUUGACGGGCUUGGAGAAAAGCUGAAAAGCUUAUUUAAGACAAAAGAAGAUCCCAGGUUUAAGGGCCAGGGUCGGCGCCUGGGAACUGCGGAGACGAACUCGUCCAAUACAAGGCCACAUCAACCGCAACUUCUCACUGGUGGCAGCCGCAACGCUGAUCAAGCCGGAGUCCUUGACACGUGCACAGUCCCUACCGAGCAGUCCUCUCCGCUAAAGCCGCCUCCGCAGCCCCUGGGGCCUGGCGGCGGCCGCCCCGCGCUGGUUCUCUCCCGCUCCCACCGCACCGAGGAUGUGGUGUUGGACGCGGCCGUCAUGGCCAACACCCCAACCAGCAAAGAGGCGGCAACGGGGCCAACGGGGCCAUGGGGGCCUUCCCAGGCCUCAAGGUUGGCGUGCCGCAAGGCAGCGGUGCAGGGGGCCGGAAUGCGGGAGUUGGAAGUGGCAGUGGCAGUGGCGCUCAUCCACAAGGGCCUGCGGCGGCAGCGGAUGGUGGAGGGGGUGGGGGUGGUGGCGGGCGAGGCGGGAGGAGUCACCAUCCGAGGAGGUCUGCAAACAGCAUGGUGGGUCGUUUCCACCAUCAGCACUCCCACCGCCGCUGAGAAGCGCAUGGGCGGGUUCCGCUGCCCCGCGCCCCCCACGGACGGUGCCAUGGCGGACUACGGACUGGCGCCCGCCACCUCCCAGGCCUACGAGCUGCAGCGCUGUCUGGCCCUGGUGCUGUCCAGUCAGCUCCUCUCAACAUCCAACUUGUCAACAUUGACCACGUCAUCAUCAGUGGCGUUGACAGCAGUGUCAGCAGUGCCGGCAGGAGGGGCACCCGCAGCAGCCCCAGCUGAGGCAUCCUCCUCCACCCCCGCCUCCCUACCCAGCGGCGACCCUGCUGCAGCUGCAGCUGCUGCUGACCACUCCAUCGUCCAGCUACAGCUCCAGCCCCAGUCGAGCGGUCUAGCCGCACAGCUUCAAUUGCAGAUCCGUCUUUCCAACCCCCGGGUGCAGGAGGCCAUUGUGGGUGUGCCGGGGGGAGUGGAGUUCCUGGAGGCGGCGGGUAAAAAGGCGGGGGAGCAGGGCUUGGGGGUCCUACGGGGGGAGACCUGGGACCUGCUCAUCACGGACUACGGGUCGGAGGCUUGCUCCCUGGUGCUUGCCUGUCGGGUCCCUGCCGUACCGGUCCCUGCCGUCGGUGAUCUGACCCCCUCCGCCCUCCCUCACGUGCACGGCUUCCAGAUGCGGUUCUGGCCCGACGACGGCAGUGAGCUGGCCAACCAGGGCUACCUUUUCCUUCCAGACGAUGUACCUCCCACUGCCCUGGCCGAGCCCUUCAGAAUACUGUCAGCGGUGAUGGCGGCACACGGAUUCAUGGCAACCACCACCACCACCACCACAACGGCGACGACGACCGGCACAACCACAAUACCAACAAACCCCGAGCCCACCACCACCACUACUACCGCCACUGCAGGCGCCACCACCUUACCACCAUCGGGAUACCCGCAACCACAAACACAGACACAGCACGAGCACAUGAAUAGGGUGGCUGGAUCCCAGGCAGCGGUAGGGGGCCCCUUCCCUGAGCCGGUACCCGCCGUCGAGCGCUGUACGCAGGUCUUCCUCCCCGUGGCAGCGGACGUUGAGGUUCCCGACUGGUUUUUCGACCGCACGGGUUCCGAGGUACGCGAGCAGUGGGCGGCCAUGGUGCGGAAGCGCGAGGAGGCGGAGAGGUUCAUGACGCGAACCAUGCGGGAAGUGCGGAGGCAGCAGGAGGCCGCCGCCGCGGCCGCCGCCGCAGCAGCAGCAUCAGGAGGUGUCGACAAGAACAACAACUUGGCGACGGUGCGGGUGCGCUUCCCCGAGGGUGUCUGCUUACAGGGCUCUGAACACUGA